AAUUUAAAUAAUUUUUCGACUAAUCUAAAGUUAAUUAAAGCAUAAUAAAUAAUUAUCCACACGUCUUUUACAACAGUUGAACAAAUGAAGGAGAGCGAUAUAGCAUAACUUUUCACAAGGACUCAAAAACAGCAACAACAAAUAAACAUUGAAUUUUUUCUUUUCUCAAACUUUUUUUUGUGUUGAUCACAAUGGAUUUUUGUGAAUUUAUACAGACACCGAAAUUAGAUAGCGUAAUACUACAUCGACAAUUGAAACAUCCAAUAAGAGGAAGCUUAUGCCUAACAUUCUCUCACGUAAUUGUCAGCGCGAGAGAUAAUGAAAGAAAAACUGAUGAUGAAGAAUUAUGGCUUCUACAUCAGAGCAUCGAUACAAUUGAACGAAAACCUUAUUUAGUCAAUGGGCAAUUAAUGAAUGUCAAUGUUCCAGGAAAAGGCCACAAUAUUGUAUUAAAAUUAAAAGACUUGAGGAUAGUGACUUUAGAGAUUCCAACCGCCCAAGAUUUCCUUAGUGUGGCUUCGUCAAUUGAACAAUUGAGUACAUUAAAGGAUCCAAAAACACUUUAUGCAUUCUAUUAUCGUCCAAUUUAUCACCUUUAUUUGGAAAACGGAUUCUCAAUAUUCAGACCAGAAAUAGAAUUUUCAAAACUGCUAGCUUCAGACGAGUGGCGAUUAUCGACAGUCAAUGAGACUUACGAGAUAUGUCCAAGCUAUAAUGGAAAGCUUGUUGUUCCAAAAUGUAUUACAGACGAACAAAUUAUAGCGUCCUCAACUUACCGUGAUCUCGGACGAUUUCCAUUAGUUUGUUAUAAACAUGAAAAUGGCGCAGUUCUUAUGAAGUCAUCACAGCCUAAUGUUAAUCAUACGAGACGAUGUAAAGCUGAUGAAGCUAUCCUUAACUUCUUGUUGAAUAAGACACAAAGAGGAUAUAUUAUAGAUACAACAGGUGGAAAGAACAAAUGGAGUUGUGAAAAUGAGCAGCAUUAUCAUUUAUGGAAAAAGUUUAUUCGUCCAAUUGGAAAUGUUGCUCAUCCAUCAAGCUAUCUUGACUGUUUUUCAAAAUUAAUUGAGGCAUGUAAUGACAUAUCGUCAUCAACUGAAAAAUGGCUUACUAGACUUGAAUCAUCUGGAUGGUUAACAUUAGUAUUAAAUUCUCUGAAUACAGCAUGCAUUGUUGCACAAUGUAUAGCACAGGAAGCUGCACCCGUUUUAGUCCACGGUGGUCAAGGAAUGGAUUCAACACUAAUUGUCACGUCUCUCGUUCAAAUUAUUUUAAAUCCAGACAGUCGAACAUUCCGUGGACUUCAAGCCUUAAUAGAUAGAGAAUGGAUACAAGGCGGACAUCCAUUUGGUACGAGACAUGCUCAAUCAUGUUACACACCAUCACAAAAUCGAGUCAAGACAUCUGGUGCAACUUUUGUUCUGUUCCUUGACUGCGUUUAUCAGCUUUAUCAACAAUUUCCAUUAAGUUUCGAAUUUGAUCCUCAAUUAUUGAUAAUGUUAUUUGAGCAUAGCUACUUCUCACAAUAUGGAACUUUUAUCGUUGACAACGAAAAUGAACGAAUGGAACUUAUGGCAUUUACAAAGACAACAUCAUUAUGGUCGCACCUUAAUCGACCAGAUGUCAUAACUAAUCUCUUAAAUGCUGCUUACGAGCCAAAUCAAUCCAUCAUAUGGCCAUCAGUCGCACCUGUUUCAUUAGUUCUCUGGUCAGAUCUUUAUCUACGAUUUGUUGUUGAGAGUAAUCAAGUUAAAAAGAUUAAACAUCAAGUGGAGACGAUGGUAAGUACUGAAAAGGAAUUGCGGUCGCGUGUGAUACGAUUGAGGAAGCAACUUAAUGAUUUAUUGAAAGAAUACGAGGAGCUUAAUGAUGACAAAGAGAAAAAUGACGACAAUAGUAACAAAAAUAUUAAUGUCAUGAAUGGUGCUAUUUAACUACUUUACUUUAAAUUUCCAAGUAACAAUUAUUAAAAUUUUGGUCAAUUUUGUGGACAAAACGGAAGUGCAUUUUUUGCCAUUGAAAAUCUUGUUGACAAAUAACGUUUGCAAAUUAUUUGAAGAAUACCGGUUAUUAUAGAUUCAAAUAUUUUAUUAACCGAUUCAAAAAAUAACGGCAAUAAUAAAUUUGAAGUUGAACCGUUUUGUAAUAUUUGAAAAACCGAUUUUGAAAUGCUAACGGUAAUUUAGUAUGAAUUAAUUGAGAAAAAUGCACUCUAAUAAAUUACCUAAUUUCACAUUAUGAUGAAACUCUCUGCAACUUUGCGGUCUAAAAUGCUUUAAUAUUGCAUUUUUUUAUAUGCCUUUAUUAUCAAAACAAAAAAAGAUUAAUUAUUAUUUCAUGACUAUAAAUUCAUUAUUUCCCAACUCUCUGUACUGCCGAUAUUCUUGCAAUAUGAGGCUAUGAAUGAACCCGAUAGAUAGUGUAUGUAAAUAAAUUAAAUGUGUCUCUCUAUAUUCACUAAUAUUUAAGAUGAUAACAAAUAACCAAUUGCAAUUAAAGAAUUUCAAGAUCAAUUUUUAUUUCUAAAAGGAAUGUCGCUAAAAAUAGAUGUAUUAAAAAUGAAUUUAAAUGAAUAAUGAUAAUAACUAUGAGUAUGAUAAGAUCUAUCUUAGAUGUAUCUAGUCAUAUGUGAUUUAUGUUUUCCUGAAUUUAUGUACAACGAUGUAUUACCAGAAAUUGGAAUCGAUCAAUUAAAUUUUAACUGUAAACAGAUAAUUUAAAAAAUGUUGUAAAACCUUUCAACUCCUUGAGUUUUCG
This is a messenger RNA of Chironomus riparius, 2757 nucleotides long. Lineage: Eukaryota; Metazoa; Arthropoda; Insecta; Diptera; Chironomidae. The record is from the annotation of a GenBank genome assembly.